Dicrocoelium dendriticum is the source of this 2175-nucleotide messenger RNA. Lineage: Eukaryota; Metazoa; Platyhelminthes; Trematoda; Plagiorchiida; Dicrocoeliidae. The record is from the annotation of a GenBank genome assembly.
AUGGAAUCUGCGGAAAUAUUCCUUGUUGGCCAAUCUUAUCGUGCUCCUGAUCGUAUUGAUAAGCGGUUUUUGGACCCAAGACACGUCUUCGGGGAAGUAGAACAGGUCAAAAACAGGGCAGAGGUUGUUUCUUCUCUUUUGAAGGAGUGCAAGCGGAAAAGAAAAGCUGAGGGCUAUGCGGAGGGUGAUUCUUUGUAUCGUGAACUUCGCGUUUCUGAUUUUCUCCAUGCUAACGAUCCCCUGGAAACACUUGCGAAGACUAAUAAAAUUGUUUUUGAUUUAGACGAGGUUAAAUGUCAUCCAUUGACUACUGAUGCUAUAAAAGCUGACAUGGAAGAUAUCCAAGUUCUUGGGAAAGGUGAAAUAAGACAAAUUCUCAAAUGGCGGAAGAAAAUACUCGAAGCUUUGGAAGAUGAUUCCAGUCAUCAGGCCGAUUCCACUAAUCUUGAGAAAAAUUGUGCACCGCAGCGUGCACAGGAGGAGGAUACUGAUGAGGAUAAAGAUGAUGUGGAAAUCGAGGAAGAGGUUCAACGCCUGCUCCACGAAGAGGCGAAACAUCACAAGAAACGUCUCAAACGGGUUCGUAAAGCGAAGAUGAAGCUGGCCGAAAGAUUGGUUCUGAAAAUGGAGCAUCCUGGUGACCGUAUUGAGGAGAUUGAUGAGGAAUUGUUUUCGUUAUCCACAGUUCACGACUUGGUCGGUCUGGAAAAAGCAAAGAAGCUGUUUGGAGAUACCAGCCAAACCGGUGUGGACGCUUUGGUCCGAAAAGAAAAUACACUCGCGCUCAAAGAAUUGAGGAGCAAAUAUGAGAAUGAACAGCGCUCCGCAAUUGAGGGAAGUAAACGGGUCCACUUUGAACGUCGUGGUGAUGACGUGGACCCACCCGAGUACGCUGAUGAUGACAUAUCAGCUAAAAAAGACACUCGCGACGACUUGUAUCUUAGCUCAAACGAAGAGGAUGACGAUGAGGACGACGGUUUUUUUCGAGACGUUGAUCUCGAUCACGACAGAAUGGCUAAGCCAUCACAAACUCGAGUUAAGUUUAGUGAUUCAACGGACUCUCUUCGAAAAGAGAAACUCUCCCAACCCCAUCCGAAGAAAACACCCCGAGUGGAAGCGGGACAGAAUGCUCAGCCCAUUGCAAAGAAAACUACUUUACCAUUGCUGCCAGCGUUUACCAAACUUACACAACGUCGGAAUCCACUUUUAAUGGAUUUAGAUGACACUGCCGAAACAUUGAAACGUAAACGUAAGAUCCAGUCAUGGCUGGAAUCAGAUGAAAUGAAGGAUCUUUUGGAGCCAGUUACACUAGGCGACUCUUCGAAGGAGUCUUCCGAGUCUGAUUCAGAUGACAAGCUAGACUCGCUCCGGAAGAAGAAAAAGAAGAGGAAGCGCGUGGAAAGUAGUCAAGCCGAAAAGAUUGCACAGCCUCCUUCAACCGGACCGUCCCCAGGCGACUCUCAUCCCACCACAUGUGAUCCUUGCGGCCCGGAGUCACCUCAACCACCUACUCAACAACUGAAACGCUUGAGGCGCCCGCUCACCCCGGAAGAAAAAGCUCUGGCUUUGCGUCUUAUUCGGUCGGCCAAGUCUCGCCGCGAACUCAUCGAGUCUAACUACCAUCGGAUGCAGUUUUUCGAGGAUCCAUCGGAGCUACCUGAUUGGUUUGUGGACGAUGAACGUAAACACAUGCGGAAACCCUUACCGAUCACUAAGGAAGAGCUUGCAAUUGUUCGUCCAACCAUGGGUCGGUCUAUCAAGAAAGUCGAAGAGGCCAAACGUCGCAAAAAGGCUCGUAUGGACAAGCGUCUCAAGCGAAUUCGUCAGAAAGCCGAGGAUAUUCCGGACGAUGUCCCAGAAGCGGAAAAAUGGCAGCAGAUUAAGCAGAUGUACCAGAAGGCCAAUUUGCUGAAGAAGAAGCGUCGGCCACUUCACUUGAUUGUGAACACCAAAGCCGGUGCACGGAAUCCUGCUGCUAGGCCUCCUAAAGGUGCGAAGGUCAAGAUUGUGGACCGACGCAUGAAAUCAGACCUCCGUGCCUUGCAAAGAGGCUCAGGUAAAGGCCGGCGCGGGACCAACAAUAACAAGGGACGCCGUAAGAAACCAGUACAGUUGUUGGCGCAUAAACCACGACGAGGAGGACGCGUAAAGCGCCACAGGGCCUCUGGCCACUAG